This is a messenger RNA of Maudiozyma barnettii, 786 nucleotides long. Its product is annotated as NAD(P)H-dependent oxidoreductase. The transcript has a single exon. Lineage: Eukaryota; Fungi; Ascomycota; Saccharomycetes; Saccharomycetales; Saccharomycetaceae. Gene Ontology annotation, molecular function: NAD(P)H dehydrogenase (quinone) activity. Gene Ontology annotation, cellular component: cytosol. Bases 1 to 786 code for a protein of 261 amino acids. The record is from RefSeq and is a predicted model, not a curated record.
AUGAAGAUUUUAUUCGUUUUUGCCCACCCAGACAAGGCUUCCUUUAAUCAUUCUCUUUUGGAUGCUGCUGUCAAACAAUUAGAAGCACAAGGAAAUGAGGUCAGAGUCAGCGACUUAUACCGUAUGGACUGGAAGACUAAUGUGGAUGAAACUGAUUUCUUAAAUCAUGAAAAGGGUUCCAGAUUGAAAGUUGCCGAAGCAUCUUUUGUUGCUAAUUCAGAUAACAAGUUAACUACUGAUGUCAUAGCAGAACAAGAAAAAUUGAAAUGGGCUGACACUGUCAUUUUCCAAUUUCCAGUUUGGUGGUUUAGUAUGCCUGCUAUCUUAAAGGGUUGGUUUGACAGAGUCUUUGCCUGCGGUUUCGCAUAUGGUGUAGGUGUUCAUGAUGAAACUCACUAUGGUGAUAGGUACGGUGAAGGUGUAAUGGAAGGUAAACGUGCUUUCUGUAUGGUCACCACCGGUGGUAGCAGCGAUCAUUACUCUCAAAGAGGUAUAAACGGUCCAAUUGAUGACAUUUUGUUCCCAAUCAAUCAUGGUAUGUUAUUCUAUCCUGGUUUUACAGUCUUGCCACCUGUAAUCACUUACAGAACUGAUUCAAAACGUGAAGAAGUCUAUGCGAAUGCUGAAAAGGCUGUCUUAGAACGGAUGGAUAAUAUAGCCACUGUUGAACCAAUUCAUUACAGAAGACAAAACUUCGGUGACUAUAAUAUUCCUGAGAUGACUUUAAAAGAAGGUUUGGAACAACCGGGUCAAACUCGUUUUGAUAUUCAUAUCAAGAAAGAUUGA